UGGUGGGGGCGGGGCAACGCGCCGUGUCAGUUGAGCGCGAGAUUCGAAACGCGGCGGUUGGUGCGGGCGGCGGUGAUCGUGCCGCUAUGGCGCUCUCUUCGCUGCAGCAGCUGGACUCGCUGAAGUACAUCGAGCUCCAGCGCAUGGCGAAGGCCGCCGGCCUGAAGGCCAACCUCCGGGCAGACAAAUUGUUGAAAGCACUGAAGCAACACUUUCAUGGAACAAAACAAGAAAAUGAUAAUAUGGACUCUGAAAAAAGCACAUCUGCUUCUGUUGAAUCAGAUGAACUGAACAGUCAGGAGGAACUUACGCCUGAUCCAGUGUGUUUUAUCACAAAAAGACGUGGAAAAGAAAAGAAAGCAACCAGAAAAAAGAGCAAUUCCAAUGAGGAAACUAAUAGCAGUGAAGACAAUACAGGGCUUUCUGCUGAGAAAGAGGAGCAUUCAGAAAUGAAAGAAAAUGAAAUGCCCCAGCAUGAAAAGGGUCAGAAAGUAUUCCAAAAUGAUGAACCAGUAACUAAAAAGAGAGCUAUUGAGAAUUCAGGCAUGGGUAUGGGGCAGAAAGAGCAACCAGAGAAGAUUUCCACUAAAAGAAGUGGAGUGGAAUGUGAUGCUCUUCUAGCUCAUUCCGCAGGAGGGAAGAUCCCUUUAUAUGUAGGCCGUGGAUCUAAGUCUGGGAAAAGAGGAAUGAAAGCUACCACGCCAAACUUCAAAAAGUUACAUGAGGCUCACUUCAAGAAAAUGGAGUCUAUUGCUGACUACAUUGAGAGGAAAAAAAAGAUCAUUGAAAACUGCAGCAGUUCUCUCAAUGAAGUCAAGGUGCUGGCCAAAAAAUCUAAUCAUUUAAGGGUAUCAGAAAAAGGCACUCCACAUAACAACAAUUCUAAGAAACAUUCCAAUGGCAAAACAUUCUUAUUCAGCCCAAAUCCAGAGAGAGGCAGAUUUUCUACCACCUGUACUCCUAGCAACCUCCGACGCUCACCACGCAGUUCUUUGAACACUGCAAAUAGGAGUAUUUUAUCUAGGAAAUCUUCAUUUAAUCCUUCUGUCCUCUCAACAACCAAAAUGAAUGUCAGAUUCUCAGAAGCCACGAGAGAUAAUGAGCACAAGCGCUCUCUUACUAAGACUCCAUCCAGAAUGUCUCCAUACUUGGAGGAGGUCUGCACACCUGAUAGCCAGAAGAGCAGCAAAGUCAUAAGUAGGAAAAACAGCAAGGGAAAUGAAAGAAGUAAUGAUCUGACUGCAUCAAAGGGAAAAGUGGAUGUUAUCACCCCCUUCAAGUUUUCAGCUCAUACUGCAGAACCCACAAGCACAAAGAAGACAUUUGACCUCAAAGCCAGUCUCUCAAGGCCACUUCGAUAUCAGCCCCAUAAAGGAAGACUAAAACCUUGGGGAGAACUUAAAGAAAAUACUGUCCUAAAUAAGCCUGUGAACAGCAACGUCUCUUCAUACAAGAAAGAUUACAAGCAGCCACAUCUCCAGACAAGGGAAGAAAGGCGUGAGAAGCACGAGCAGGAGAGAAAAAAGAAAAAGGCUCAGGCUCUCGGAAACCGUAGAGGACUAACUGUGGCUUAGGAAAAUUCAGAAAUACCUAAGAGCUCACUGUAAAUACUGUUCCUCUCAUGUAAAUAUUUGUGCUAUCUGUGCAUUAGAGUAUGUGUCAGGUUGCUAUUAGCAGUGGAAUUCAAAGGGCUUUCAAUAAGACCUCAUAAUAGGUCUGAGCAUAAUGUUUUAGUGAUUGACUCUUCUAGGAGCUUAAAAUUACCUUCAGCUGCUUAAUAAUAUUUUCAUUUAACUUUUGAAUUGACUGGAUAUUCUCGACUUUGAACAAAGGCAUCUUCAACAAGUAGAUUCAGUAAGUCUGUUGAACUAAAAGAUGUUAAAGGAGAAAACGUAAGUGGGAAAAAAAAAAACCUCAGAGAGCCUCCUUGUAACUUAAGUCAGGCUUCCCCCACCAGAGUGCAUUCCUUACUCACUAGAAUGUGUUCUUUGGAUUGCAAGCUUCAAAAUGUUCUUCUGGUAAUUAAAGCAGUUGUAGAUACCUGCUUGCCCCUCUCCCCAAACCAAUCCUUAAAUCUUCUAACAACUGUUAGACCAAUUUUUCAGCGUUUCUAAUUGUAUAACUAUGGAGUAGCAGGGAAUCUCCAGGAGAAUAAAAAAAAAUUCAAAUUCUUUGGGAAACUACAAAGCUUAUGGCAUAGCAUAAUUUUAAAAUAUAACUUUUAAAAAGUCACAAUUAAAAAGUGAUUUUUCAGGUUACCAGCUGGAUGCUUUGUGAACAGUUAAGAUUUUGUUCUUUCCCAUGUUGAAUAGCAGAUGUUAAUAUAACAAUUAUUCUGCUUUAUUGUUCUCUGUAAUGCUGAAAAGUAUUACUGAAGCACACUUAGUAUCUCAGAUUUUGAAGCUUGUAUUACUGUUAGGAGGAAAAAAAAGUAGACAAAAACCUAUCUUGAUUUAUUAUGGAUGAAGCAGUGAUUGGAAAGGUAAUUUAGCAAUUGUAAUCUCAUAGCUAGAAGUGUGAGAAAUAAUUAUUUUACUCUUCUGUCACAUCAAAUAUGCUGAAAUGUCAUGUUCAAACAAUUUUUUAUAAAAUGGGUGAAAAAAUAAAUGGUUUGUAUAUA
Messenger RNA from Dromaius novaehollandiae (emu), 2620 nucleotides. RefSeq names its product nucleolar and spindle associated protein 1 (gene NUSAP1). NCBI's taxonomy places the organism in Eukaryota, Metazoa, Chordata, Aves, Casuariiformes, Dromaiidae. The record is from RefSeq and is a predicted model, not a curated record. Gene Ontology annotation, molecular function: microtubule binding. The coding region runs from base 87 to 1574 and encodes 495 amino acids. The transcript has 12 exons. Gene Ontology annotation, biological process: mitotic chromosome condensation; establishment of mitotic spindle localization; mitotic cytokinesis. Gene Ontology annotation, cellular component: nucleolus; microtubule; mitotic spindle.